GCAAGUGGAUUAAAUGGCAACGAAAUAGAGAGCAAGGAGCGCCUCCUGUCUCCAGCCGCCAAAUGAAGUAUUCAUUAUCCUGGACAAGCAAUUAGCACGUCGCCAGUGAACGGUCACUUAUUUAAUUAAAUUUGUGCAUAUAUUGAAGCAACCCAAAUACACAAAAAUUUGAUAACACGCACAACAGUUAAAUGAUAUUCAAAUCAAAAAUACAGAAAAAAGAGUUAUAUAAAGGAGCCGAAUAAAGGUUGUGAAUUUAAAAAAAGUCUGUGCAACAAAAAUAUUUGAUAAAACUAAAGCAACGAAUAGUUUAAAAAUACACAAAGCGAUGGGUAUGUAACAGGUAAAAUUCAAGGGUUACCGAAUACAUAAACAAAAUCCAUAACAAUCUCUGAAAUUUAUGAAUAAAUAUAAGAAAUAAAAUAUAAUCAAAACAAGUCAAGGAAACACAAUUUGCAGCUGCAUAAAACAACAGUCCAUUUCGAAGUUGGCUAACUGCAAGCAAAGAAGUGGCUCAAUUGCGAUGGGCAAUUUAUGACAUGCCGUUGCGUUUCCAAGGAAAAAUAGGCCAUCGCCUGUCCUCCGUCCUCGACAUGGCCUUCCCCCAUAUCCUGGUGCUACUGCCUCUCAUUUGCACCGCCUCGGCCCUCAGCCUGCCGAAUAUGACCUCAACGGAUGCCGUCGCUGCCGGUGGCGGUAUUUCGCCAAUCCUUGUUGCAGGAAAUCCCAGCAAUCUGGGCGGCAGCAACAUAAGCCUCAGCGGGGGGGGAUUGGCCGGCAGCAAUCCCGGUGGACAAUCAGCACCGGAUUCGGGGGGCGGUACCUCUGCGGGCGGUUCGCCAGCGGGUGGCAGCAGCGGUGCCGCCGGCAGUAAUAGCGGUAUAAGCGGCAGCGGCAACAACUCUGCCAUGAUCCAAGGUCAGAAGAGCAGCCAGUACGAGAAGUGCGCCGGUCCUGGGGAUCCGGGUCCCUGCAAGCAAUACAUCUACAAGUGGCGCUACGAGCCAACCACAAACGAGUGCACCAACUUCAUUUGGGGCGGUUGUGAGGGCAAUCCGCAGAACCGUUUCGGCACAGAGGCGGAGUGCCUCUUCCAUUGCAUCGGCGGACCUCAUACUCUGCCGCCGUUCCUGCAGUCCACCACCCGUGAGCCGAGCACCACGGAGAGUUCCAUGCUCCUCGGUUCGCCGUACACCCAGGGUCCGGCCCAAUCGCCGGACGGAAUGGGCGGGGCCGAGGGCGGGGAUGGAACCACGCCCGUGCCCAUCGAACAGCGCGGCCCCGAGCUGACUUUCGCGGAGACCGGCCAAGGCAAAACUUUCAUUUUCGCCAAGAACAACACGUUCAUCCAAAUGGACGGCGACAUCAUACAGACAUUUCAAUUAAGACUUUGCCGUGAGAUUUCAUUUCAAUUCCGCACCCGACUGCCGCACGGCCUGCUCGUCUAUCACAACGUUAAGAAUCCGGAUCGCAUUAUUUUGGACCCCUAUGCACUCUAUGUGAUUGUGGAGAAGGGCCAGCUGAAGGUGGUCCAUGUCUUUGGCAAGCAUUCAACGAGUGUCACUGUGGGCGAGAGUCUGAAUCGAGAUGAAUGGCACAGUGUGAUGGUGCGCAUCGAUGUCCAUGGCGCAAGAUUAAUUGCACGCGUCGACAAUAGUCAGGAGGAGGUCUAUCUGAAAGGACUGAAUCACGAGUACAACUACGGCGUCUCCACGAAUCUGCCGUCGGUGGUCCUGGUCGGAGGCCUUUCCUCGGAGGAGAAGCUGCACGGCGUGAAAUACAUUACGGAGUCCUUUGUGGGCUGCAUCCGCAAUGUGGUCCUGAGCUCCGGCAAGGCCGCCUCCGACCUCCUGCCCAUCGCCCCCCUGGUGGCCACCAAGCACGAGAACGUCAACGAAGGAUGCUCGGACAUGUGCGAGUCCCGGCACAACCUCUGCUUCGUGGGAUCGCGCUGCAUCAACCACUACGGCGGCAUAUCCUGCGACUGCUUUGGCACCGACUACGAGGGCGAGCACUGCGACAUAUACACGGCCACAAUAAUAACCUUGCGAGGAGCCAGCUAUGUGUCCUACAGGAUAUACGACUGGAAGGAUCGUGUGCAUUCCUCCACCAGGCGAAUAAGUCUGAUGUUCCGUACGAAUUUCGACGAUUCAGCCUUAUUUUACGCCAGUGGAGAGUCUCUGAAGCAUCAGUAUAUAGCGGCUUCCAUUAAGAACCAAUCGAUUCAUGUGGAAAUGGACUUUGGCGACAAUGUGAUGAGUACCAUACUCACAGAUGACUUGACACGAGGAUAUUGGCACAACUUAACGAUUCUACACGAACAGAGGACGGUGAGCAUUAUCCUGGAUCAACAGCAAAAGGUACUGGAACUUCCAGCCACGGCCAGUGGGAAUCUGCUCUUCGAUCCGGAGAUAUAUUUCGGAGGAGGACCGGAACUGCACAAGAAGAAGGGUCUGGCCUCCCAUAACAAUUUCGUGGGCAGCCUGAAAUAUGUCUACUACAACGACAUCUCCAUUCUGUAUGAGCUGCAAAGGGGGAAUCCCAAGUUGCACUAUCACGGCGUGCUGGAGGCGGAGUUCGUCGAGAAUGAAGUGAAUGUCAUACCCAUCACCUAUCCCUUUGCGACAUCACACAUUUGGUGGCCCAUAAAUCACGCCGAAGAAUUUAAUAUUAAAUUCGAUUUCCGCAGCAGUCGGCCGGGCGCGGUGCUGGCCUACAGUGACGUUACGACCAGUGCCGGAAAUGGCUUCUGGGAGAUACGUCUGACGUCGGACAAACUAAGUUUCGAUCUGGUGCCCGAUGUCAACAACAAUGUAACGCACUCGACCACCAUUAAAAUCAAUAGGGCCACCUCGUGGCACAGCGUGGAGUUGGACUAUAAGCUGGGCGAGAUCCGCUUCACGGUGGAUUAUCGCCACACUCUCAGCCAAAUGUACGGAUUGACCUUUAACAUCGGCGACAAACUGAUCAUCGGCAGCAGCUUAAAGUCGGCAGCCAUGGGUUUGGUCGGUUGCAUACGAGAUAUUGAAAUCAAUGGUCAUCUAAUCGAACCCCGACAUGUGGUUAAAACGGAGCGCGUUGUGGGAGAGGUCGCUCUGGACAAUUGCAACUACAUAGAUCCGUGCAAAAGACCCAAUACCUGUGAGCAUGGGGGCAAAUGCUUUGUAAAAGACGAUCGUGUAACCUGUGAUUGCAAACACACGGGUUACAUAGGCAAAAAUUGUCAUUUUACCAAGUACCGAAAGACCUGCGAAGAGCUGGCACUUUUAGGAUUCACCAAAUCGGAUGUUUACCUCAUCGACAUCGAUGGCAAUGGUGUAUUUCCACCUGCCCAUGUGAAAUGCGAUUUCCAGAGCCUUGAAAAUGCCACCAAAACGAUUGUGGAGCACAAUCUACCCAGUCAAGUGGAUGUGAGAUCUGCCAGGGAAACCGACUUCAGCUUCAACAUCAGAUAUAGGGAAUUUUCGCCUCACAUGCUGCAGGAACUUAUCUCGCAUUCGCUGUACUGCACACAGUACAUCAAGUACGACUGCUACCGGGCUCAAUUGGAACUUCACUCGGCCACCUGGUUCACAUCCUCGGCCAAGAAUCUCACCGUCGACUUUCUGGGCAACGUCAAGAGAGGCGCCUGCCCGUGCUCCGUUAACAAGACGUGCGUGGACCCGAAUCAAUCAUGCAACUGCGAUGUGAAGGAGAACAAAUGGAAUUCGGAUGAGGGCUACUACCAGGAUCCGCAGAGCUUGGGCAUUACCAAUAUGUACUUUCUGCAGCAGAAGGAUAUGGAUGCCGAGGCCCAAGGUCGCAUCACUCUGGGUCCGCUGGAGUGCGUCGAAACAAAUACGCAGAAGUACGUGGUCACCUUCACCACAUCGCAGUCGUACAUCGAGGUGCCCGGGUGGCGGAAGGGCGACAUCGCCUUCUCGUUCAGGACCACCGGCGAGAAGGCCAUCCUGCUGUUCCAGCCACCCAUCCGCCCCCACUACCCCUCCUUCAUGGUGGCCCUGACCGGCGACGACCAGCUCACGUUCACCUUCACCCUGAGCACGGGCACCACCCGCGAACUGGUCAUUAACUCGCACCGCCGGAUGAACGGCGGCGAGUGGCAUAAAAUAUGGAUCGACUACAACCAGUAUCAUGUGCGCUUCAUGAUAAACACCGAUUACCAGAUGCUCGAUUUGCUGCCCGAGGAGGAGUUCGGACCGUUCGAGGGCAGCAUGUACAUCGGCGGCGCUACAUCCGACCUGCUGAAGAAGCUGUCAGUUAAAGCCGGCCUUAUUGGCUGCUUCCGUGGCCUGGUGGUCAACGGCGAGAUUCUCGACAUCUACAGCUACAUGUCGGUGCAUCUGUCGGAGAUUAUCAAGGACUGCAAGCCAUCCUGUGUGCCAUCGCCCUGUCGGAAUGGAGCCCAAUGCAAGGAGCUCUGGAGCAGCUUCAAGUGCGUCUGCAACAAUCCCUGGGCACAUAUCGGCGAGUUCUGCGAGACAAACAUUAACGAAAAGGCUCUGACCUUCAUCAACCGAGAAUCCUUCCUGAUGCGAAAUUAUUUAAGUGUAGGAGCUACGCCUGCUAUCCUUAUGCAUGGAAUGAAUGACGAACGUGAUAUCCUGAAGGGGAUCCUCAACCAAGAUCUACUGAUCAAUCUGCGAACCUACGACACUAAUGCUCUGGUAUUAUAUGCCAACGAUCACUACAAUAACUUUGUGCACCUGUACAUUAGCAUUAACCGGGAGAUUGUAUUCCUGUAUAAUUAUGGUGAUGAAAUUGUGAAUCUCACUCUACUGGAUGAUACAUUGAUGGCUUCUUUGAAAAGCAUUCAAGUGGCAAUAGUUCGAGGAGAGCAGGAAACUAGAAUGCAUGUGAAUCAGCGAAGUGUAAGCAUCGAUAGGGGAACCCUACUCUUAGAUGAGUAUGCCAACAAACCUUGGAGCAAUCCGGAAAAAGAGGUUCUGUCGCCGCACCGCCCCCCUGCCCCGCCCACCGAGUACUUCCAGUUCCACGUGGGCGGCUAUGAUCCGGCGAAUUUGCUGCGCCCCAAUGUGGAUGCACCCACCCUCGAAGGUUAUAUUGGUUGUGUGCGAGGCCUGAAAAUCGGAACGCAGUUGAUCGACUUGGCGGAUAUCAAUGAAAGGAAUAUAGCGCCCACCCAGGAAGGUGUCCUGCCCAACUGCCAGAUCAAGUGCGAUGCGGAGCCGUGCAAGAACGGCGGCACCUGCAAGGAGCACUUCGCGGAGCAGCUCUCCACCUGCGAUUGCGAGCACACCAGUUUCCUGGGUGAAUUUUGCUCCGAGGAAAAGGGAGCUGACUUCAGUGGCGAAUCGACGUUGCAGCGCAAAUUCGAUCUGCUGCCCGGUACAGGUCGCGUUGACUAUGUGCGCCUGCAGCUGGCCUUCUCGUCCUUCGACCUGCGACGGGCCAAUCGCAUAAUGCUGCUGAUGCAAACGGAGGCGGAGCGGAGCUACUACCUCCUGCUGGCCAUCACCUCCGAUGGCUACCUGCAGCUGGAGGAGGAUCGAGACAAUGGGCGAACGGUUGGCGCCCGGAUCGAUCGGAAUUUCCUGAACAGCGCCAGGCAUUCGGUGUACUACGUGCGAAAUGGCACCCAAUCGCAGCUCUUCAUUGAUCGUGAGCAGGUGCCCCUCACCGAAUUCGCCGCACGUGUCCUUACAACCAGCGGCGAUGCGGGCUCGAAUCGCGUCCAGAUCGGUGGCAUCAACAGCACGGACUCGCGGUUCGCCGUCUUCAAGAGCUACAGCGGCUGCCUGUCGAACAUCUAUAUACAGGUGAACGGGCACGUUAUGAAGCCACUCGAGGAGUACAUGCUAUUCACAAAGUCCACCGCCGACAACAUUACGGUCAUCAAUCCUCAGGGAGUGCGGAGCGCCCAGUGCAACGCCAAAUUCGAUGUGAGCGAGCAGCCCACGCAGGAGCCCAUGGUCAACGUCAGCAUGAUACCGGAGCCAUGGGUGGAGGAGCCGCCGGCCCGCGUCCCCUACGUCCCGAGAUUCGUGUACGACGAGGACAAGCAGGAGGACUCCACGCAGGUCGUCUUCCUCACGCUGACCACCGUCUUCGUCAUCAUCGUGAUCUGCUGCCUGCUGGAGGUGUAUCGCAGCCACUUGGCCUACAAGAAGCGCAUCGAACGCGAGACGGACGAGGACAUCAUUUGGUCCAAGGAGCAGGCAACCAAGAUGCACGAGUCGCCAGGUGUUAAGGCCGGCCUCCUGGGCGGAGUGACGGCGGGAUCGGGGAACGGCCUUCCGCCAUAUACCUACAAGGCGCUGCCGCAGGAAGACAAAAAGCCGGGCAAUGGUGCCCCCUUGGUGGGCAUAUUGAAAAACGGCAGUGCCACGCCCUCCCAACCUGGCACGCCCACCGCCAUGUCCAAAAACGGGGACAUUACCUCGCGCAUCGAGGAGGAGGAAGAGGAGGAGGAUGAGGCGCCGGUGGAGAAAACAGCCGAAAAAAGCAGCGAGCAAGAGGAGCCUCAAAAGGACACACCUGCCACCGAAGUGAAGGAGUCGCAGGCUCAGCCAGCUGAGCAGAUUACGACGGACACCACUGAUUCCUCUGCCACAGCCAAUGCUUCCAAGGAUCCGGAGGCGAAAGCAGAGCCCUCAGAGCCAUCAUCUCAGUUGCCCGCCGCCCAAAACGGACAGCUGCCCCAAAAUGAACAGGUGGCUGCGGGGGAUGAGGGGCAGGUGCAGGUGCAGGUGCAGGUGCCAAGUCUACCGAAAGCGCAGCAGCAGCCACAGGGACACAAAUCCCGCCACAAAGCGCCCGAUGACACAGAGGAUCCAAUGCAGCACGAGUCCUUUGAUGUCGCCACAAAUGCGCGAACAGGGUCCACCCUGCCACCGAAUGGGUUGGAAAAUCCGGAGGAGCCGGUUGGAAAAUUGCCCCCCUUGGUGCCCCUACGACGACAUCACUCGAAAGUGACGCCCCCGCCUCCGCCAAUUUUCCUGGAAAACUCACUGCUGCAGCGCCAGUUCGCGAAUCCAAUUAGUUACUUGGGUGGACCACGACUGCAGCCGCGCAGUAAUCGCACCAGCAUCGACUCGAUAUUAUCGCUGGAUUAGCGCCGCAGCCAGUCCUCCGCCCACUCAACCCCCUUUAAGCCGCGCAGACUAGUCACAAACUCAAACUGUCAACUGGUGGGCGGGAAAACCCCCAGUGGAUUCUCUUCCCCGAUACCACAACCUCAACUUGGAAGCUCUUUGUCGGUUAGAAACUUUAAAAAAUGUUAGUUAGCCUUAGUUAAAAUACAAAUAAAUUGUUAAACUUGA
Messenger RNA from Drosophila rhopaloa, 7283 nucleotides. RefSeq lists its product as uncharacterized. Gene Ontology annotation, molecular function: serine-type endopeptidase inhibitor activity. The record is from RefSeq and is a predicted model, not a curated record. Lineage: Eukaryota; Metazoa; Arthropoda; Insecta; Diptera; Drosophilidae.